Molecule: messenger RNA, 1059 nt
Organism: Xyrauchen texanus (razorback sucker)
Lineage: Eukaryota; Metazoa; Chordata; Actinopteri; Cypriniformes; Catostomidae
Product: potassium channel subfamily K member 1-like
Exons: 3
Coding region: 1-1059 (352 amino acids)
Biological process (GO): stabilization of membrane potential; potassium ion transmembrane transport
Cellular component (GO): membrane
Molecular function (GO): potassium ion leak channel activity
Source: RefSeq, a predicted model, not a curated record
AUGACUCAGUUUGGCGAUAAAGCGCAUAACUUUUUACGUGCUCACGCUUUCACCUUCAUGAUAAUCAAUUAUUGUCUAUAUAUUAUCGUCGGUGCUGCUGUUCUUAUGAUACUGGAGCAACCCGAAGUGAAUUUGCUGGUUGAAGAGGUGCGUGACCUUAAAGCGCGUUUUUUGGCAGAUAACCCGUGUGUUGAUGAAAGCAGGUUGGAUCGAUUGUUACUGAAGGUGAUCGAGGCGAGUAAGCGCGGUGUGGCCGCAUUGAAAUCAGACAGCGAUGAAUGUAACUUCGACUUCACCUCGUCGCUGUUUUUCGCCACUACCUUUCUUACAACUACAGGCUAUGGUACCACCGUACCCCUUUCAGAUGAGGGUCGUUUGUUUUGUGUGUUGUACUGCCUCGUGGGCAUCCCUCUCACCAUGCUGUUGCUGUCCUGUCUUACACAUGCCCUUCUGCCCUGGGUAACACACACCCCUAUUCAGAACCUUCAAGUCUACUGGGGACUGUCUCAUAACCACGCUGCUUUGCUGCACUGCAGCGUACUCGGCUUUUGUACAGCAACACUGUUUUUUCUUCUACCUGCUGGUGCCGUCUGCCUGCUGGAGAAUGACUGGAGUUACUUGGAGUCGCUGUAUUUUUGUUUUAUCUCUCUUAGCACAAUUGGAUUUGGCGACUACCUACCUGGAAGGACCCAAAGCCAAGCAGCACAUCAGGGACUGGAGUUUGCCACUUCCUGUUACCUGAUGCUGGGGCUGGUUGUCUUGCUUGUUGUUCUGGAAAGUUUCUGGGAGCUGCAGCAGGUUCAAGCUGUUUUGCGGUUUUUCACUGGACCGAGGGAGGGUGAGCUGCUGGGAGCGGGUUUGGAUGAGCUUGUGCUCAGUGGAGAUCUGGCAGACCCAGAGGAGGAACCUCAAUACACCCUUCCUAUAUCCACCAUCUCCCCUGCAUUUUCAAACUCACCUGCCACCCCAACAAUAGAAUUGCUACCAGACCUUUACCCAAGCACAGAGGAAAAUCCAGACCCCAGCCCUGAUUUAUGUCAGUCCACUUCCACAGCAUAG